CGAGGGUGCGGAACUGUCAGCAUCGUCUGCCCCCUUUUCACCAGCCAGGAGCGUUCGUCACUUCUGAUUAAUAAUUAAAUCUCAUGAUCGGAUCGAAACGUGAGUUGAUCAUGGACGGGGAGAGAACGGAGCGGAAGCCCGGGAAGGUUUUCACCCUCGUCUUGGUCGCCUUGUCCGUACUGGUUGUUGGAAGCCGAGGCGUCGACGGGAGGGUGUGCUACUACGGACAAGAACGUGACCCGGAGAGCGAGGGAAAACUCCGGUGGAUAUUGCCCUCUGAAGACCACGAGAACCGAUGCUCCUGCACACGGAUCAGGAUUGGAGGGGUCAACCCGACCGUAGCGAAAGGAAGAUUGGACGGGGCGAGUUUCACAGAUCAACCGCUCUUUACGAGUGACGUGGCGAGGAUUCGCGCUCAUUUUAAAUGCAAAGUAUCUUCAAAAGAUGCCUCGACCAAUCAGCCAAGCGCAACCACCAACGGCCAGCCAACCACCCCCACGGACCCGCCAACUACGACCACAGAUCACCCAACUACUACCAAGGUUCCACCAACUACACCCACUGAACCUACAACUACCACCAAGCCCGUAUACGUUGACUGUCAGGCCUUGCUGGACGAUGGUCAUACCGAGAGUGGUGUAUACAAUAUCACCCCAUCUCAGUAUCCUGACGGCCUGGAGGUCUACUGUCACAUAAAUACGAACUCUAAAAAGGGAUGGAUAGUUUUCCAGAGACGCGUGGACGACACGGUGAAUUUCACCCGCAGCUGGGCCGAGUAUAGGGAUGGUUUCGGUGACAAGGAAGGGUCGUUCUGGCUGGGGAACGAGAUCCUCCGUCGUCUCACUGAACCCGUAGACGAGGAAUGGCAGAUGAGAGUGAGGCUAAAUGUGGCUGAUGCGCCAAAACGACAGUCUGGGGCGUAUAAUGAUUUUCGUGUCGAUGGAGAGAACUACACUCUUCAUGUUGGUGCAUUUACAGCUGAUCCCGAUAACCCUUUGAGUGACUGUCUGUCCCCUCCUCCCGGCGGUGAACCACCAUCCAACGGACAGCCCUUCACGACGUACGAUCAGGACAACGAUGCCGAACCCGAUCUGAACUGCGCCGAUGAGUUGAAGGGAGGUUGGUGGUUCAAUCGAUGCACAGAUACAGGCUCGGGUGUCGGGCGGCACAGUAACCUGAACGGCGAGUAUUCUCAGAUACCCCCCAACGAUGAGUACGGCCGCGGCAUCGUGUGGAGCAACAUCUACCAGCAAAUAACGCGCACUGAAAUGAAAAUACGUCGUUGUGAUGGUUGAAAGGAAAUAAAAAUUUUGGAAUAUUACCCAGAUUUAAAAAUCAAACUAUAUUUUAUUGUAUUGGGGUGAUGCCGGGCGGCACAGUAACCUGAACGGCGAGUAUUCUCAGAUACCCCCAGCCGAUGGGUACGGCCGCGGCAUCGUGUGGAGCACCACCUCCCAGCAAAUAAAAGGCACUGUAAUGAAAAUGCGUCGUAAAGUUCUCACGUCUGGCAAUAUUAAAGAUUAGGUUUAUUUUUGCGGAAUAUUACUCAGAAUCUUUUGGUAUGUACUCAGAUUUUUUACGGCGAUCUCAUGUACUCCUAAUUAAACUAUAAGUGCACCUUUUGAGAAAAAAACAAAUCUAUUUAUAUUUAAAUUUAUCGAAUCCAAGAAAUCUUACAAAAAGACGUUUCUGGACUCCUGAUUGCCCUAGACCUUAAAAUCGCAUUAUGUCAUCCUCACUCAUCAGGAAAAAAACCAAGGAUACGAUACCGAAAAUAACUCGAAUAGUUAUUUUAAUAGAAUAUUGGACUGUACCGAAAAAAACACCCGAAUCGAAUAUUGGACUUUAACUUAAACUAUAUUUAAAUUUAUAAAUUCCAAUGAAUCUUUAAAAAGUAGGUUUUUAGACUCCCGAUUGCCCCACCUUGAAAUUUCAUUAUCUCAUCCUCACCCCAUCAAAAAAAGACAGGAUACAUUAUUGAAAAUACAUCGAAUAGUUAUUUUAAUCGAAUAUUGGACUCAUGUUAACAUUAUAUUUGCGAACAAACUCACUCAGUUGACCCAAGUUGUCGCGUUGCCGCAUGCUUGAGUCGGGCUCAAUGCCUGACACGCCACACAACUCUAUCAUGCAUACAACUGAUUAGCUCCUCCUUGUUGUUCCUCGACCAGCCGUCGAUUUCACCAAACUCUUCUUAACUUGGGAUUCGAGACAGUCUCGAUGUCAGACACGCCACACAACUCUAUCAUGCAUACAAUUACUGAUUUGCUCUUCCUUAACUCCUGCUCUUCCUUAACUCCUCGACCAGCCGUCGAUUUCACCAAACUCUUUUUAACUUAGGAUUAAUCGUAGGACUUAGGAAAAGUUCUGCAUCCAAAAAAGUAAGACGCUUUGAACCCAUCCUACCGGGACGGGUUACUCGUCCUAAGUAGAGAUAGGAUUAAUCCCAGCGUUUCGUGAAAUCGGCUGCUUGCCUUGAGAAUGGUCCUGGUGGGUCUUCCGGGAUCGCGCCUGCCGUGGGUGGUGGCUCCUACACGCGAUAAAAAGCAUACUCAAAUUUCGACUCGACUAUUAAUCAGAAGUUAACUUGAAAUGUUGACGUCCAAGAUUAUAAACGACUUUAUUAGAUUUGUUGUUUUCCAGUUGUUAAACACUCUGGCAUAAAUUUUCUGAUUUGGGGUUUUUCGGAUGUAAAGAGUGAUCAAUUUAUAAAUUAUAUUAGUGUGUAAUGAUGCGGGAGAGUGUCGUUCCAGCGAAUUCUGACCGCCGGAGAUUCGGUCCCCUUCGAAAUUAACGUGGGUUGUAGGAGGAUGAUUCAAAAGAGGGCGCUAUCAGAAAUAGUUUGUACCAUGAAGGAAGAAAUUUUGGGAGCACACUUGCGGUUCUAUAAUAGUUUAACACUGUGCUAGGCCCAUUUUAAUCCACGGCUUUGGCUUCGGAUACGGCUUCAGGCUGCUCCGUUCUCUCGUCUGAAGCCAUGAACACGUAUAUGCAAAGCACGCGAAAUUGUCAAAAUAACCGCGGGGCCAAGCUAGCCUGAGCCUAUUAUGCUUAAGGUAAUACGCCAUUUUUUUGUAUACAUGUAGAUAUGGUGGACACAAUGCCACGAUAUUAGACCUAUAACUUUGGGUAGAUUUGAGUCUGUAUGGACGCCCACAUUGUGUACUCCUAUAGUGUCCACAAGUGCCUCAAAAAGCUAAUAUAUUUAAAAUUGGCGGGGGAACUGGGGCACGCUAACUAGGCCUACUGUGUGGUGAAACUUUAGGCCUAUUUAAAUUUAAAUAUAAUGUUAUUUACAUUAUGGUGAAUAUUCAAUAUGUAAAAAUGACGUCAGACUUAUGACUGAUUGGCUGACAUGGGUAAAACUAGUCGACAUUUAAUAAAGUAAUAGACUCAUUUGGCAGCUGCCAUCUUUACUGAAACGUGUACGCAUGAAGAGCUAUCAUUGGCAUUGGCCGAGAGUCGUACGCAGCGCAGUUUCCAUUGUAUUGGACUCAUGUUCUGAUGGUUGAGUUAUCGGAGUGUGGGUUCGAAUACCGGCCUUGACAUUCGUGUCCUUGAGCAAGGCACUUAAAGGGUUUAGGUACUUU
This is a messenger RNA of Asterias rubens (European starfish), 3587 nucleotides long. RefSeq names its product fibrinogen-like protein 1. Bases 84 to 1295 code for a protein of 403 amino acids. Lineage: Eukaryota; Metazoa; Echinodermata; Asteroidea; Forcipulatida; Asteriidae. The record is from RefSeq and is a predicted model, not a curated record. The transcript is spliced from 5 exons.